GUUUCGACACUGAGCUCCGCACCGCCCUGCCUGAGUCAGUACGGUGCCGCGGCGUUGCACUCACUGCUCUUGCAAGAGGAGAUUGCCAAGAUGUCAGUCGAACGCUCCGAGUCCAAAGAGAGCAGUCAAGGUGGAUCCUUGGAGCGUUGGCAAGGCCCGUACUGGUGGAAUUCAUUGCGCCUCGCUGGAGCGGAACGGGAUCCAUGGGAGGAAGAACAGCAAGAAGCUUGGCAUAUUCGUGCAGUGGACCUGGACGUUGGUCAAGUUGCAGAUCUUGAAGACACAUUGGCACAUGCCAAACUAGAGGACUCCAUCGGGCCUUCGCCGAUGAGUCGAGUGCGUCUCGCUGAGGGAUUGCUGAUUGUGUACAGCACCUGGGCUGUCCUUGCUGUGGAAGGUUAUCUCAUUCACCAAGAUGCCUUGGAGGGUCGGAAGAUGUCGGAAGCAUUUCUUGUGGAGGGGGUUCCAGGCAUCAAGUAUGCGCAGAUGAGCCUGGCGCGCGCUGUGGGUGAAUGCAGCAUUCUGCUGACUGGGCAAAGGUGGUUGGCGCCAUCGAGUCACACUCUUCCGACUGCGUCCGUGACUCUUCUGUGGACGGUGUCGAAACUGCGAUUGCUGGGGAGCGGCUGCAAGUUGAUCGUGGCGAGGGGCGAGCAUUUUGACGGACCCUCCCUCACCUUUGACUCCCAUGGACACAUUGGACACCCCUCGGCGGGCAGAAAAUACGCACUGUGGCUACUGUGGCUGGCU
Cladocopium goreaui is the source of this 750-nucleotide messenger RNA. NCBI's taxonomy places the organism in Eukaryota, Dinophyceae, Suessiales, Symbiodiniaceae. The record is from the annotation of a GenBank genome assembly.